AUGGGAGCUGAUGGAUCUGUUUGUUCAUGCAGUGAGCGUGCCAGUAACGGUCUCACAAGUCAAAGUCUCUCAAAAUUCCACUUUACAGAUGGAUGUGUAAAGGUAGUUGACUAUACUGGGAUGUUCCCAGCAGUUCACUCAUUACAAGAACUCAAACAUAAAAUGCUUGACUAUUUGCCAUAUGAGUUGCAAUGUAUCAAGGAUAUUGAUAUUGACCCUGUUCAUAGCUUUGUAAGAGUAUUCUUAAUUUAAUUAAUUUUUAUAUGAUAAAAUAAAGGAUAUUAUAUAAUUCCUUGAAGAACGGGGUUAAUAUAUUUAAUAGUAAAUUCUUAUAGGAUUGAGCUUAAUAUAAUAGGAAUUCAAACAAACUCUAAAGCAUGAAGCGAAAUUAUGCGGUGCGUGCUUUGUGAUCAAUACUUUUUGAUAGUAUCGCAUUUCCUUACUCCCCCCCUCUGUGAGUGAAACAAAACCAUUGAAAAAUCCCUAUUUUUUGCCCAAAAACCCACCCUCUGUGAGCGAAAAAAAUUUUUUUAGUCUAAAAAUUUUUCAUUGAAAAAAAAUUUGAUAUAUAAGUGAUAAUGAAAUCUCAAGCUAAUUCUGUUUAAUUUUUAAAACAAAUUGCGUUUUAAACAUAUUUUAUAAAUUAAAUUAACAUUUGCUUCCCAAUUUUUGCAAAUUAGGAUUUUUUAAAAUUUCGAAAAAAUAUUUUUAUAUAAAAUUUAUAUAUAAAUUUUUUUAAAAAAAAAAAUAACCCCCCUGCGUGAGUGAACAAAAGGGGAGUUAGAGUUUUUCUAUAGAAAUUUUUUCCCUCUUGACGCAUUUGACAGUUUUUUUCAGAGCAAAUGCCUUACUAUCAAAAAUAUUCCUGAGGAAAACUCACACUGUUAAAUUUCUGAUAAUAUGAUAUGCAGCCUAAUUAUGAUAGAAAUUAUUUUUGCAUCAAUUGGCAGAUUUGCUAUUGGGAUAUGGCCAUCAUGGAAAACAAGAGAAGGACAGCCAAAAGUAACAGGAACUAUUGAGUUCCUUUAUAGGUUCAGGGAAAACGCUGUAAAUAAAUUAAACGAUUAAAUUGGCCAUACGGGAAAGCACACUAACCUUUGCCUCGUCUCGGCUUCAAAUAGCCUCCUCCCUGCCCCAUGAGACAAACGAAGGAAGGAUAGGCUGCCAUCUUGAAUUUCCGAUCUGAAUUACCUGCCCAAGGGAUUAACUUCCUAGGGCAGAGCCACCCCUGCAGAGUGCCCGACGGUCCCGACAAUGGAAGGCCAUAUGGUAGGCAAAGCCUGCUCAUCUGUCAGCGACAGGCAAACCUUCGGGGAGAAAUAAAACUUCCCUCUUCGGCAAGGCAUUCCAAGCCAGAAGGCCUACUUCAUAAGGGGCAGAGGUCCUGUUUUCAGCUUCAUCAGGAUGGUUCCUACCUGCUUCAUAGGGAGUGCGCCUCGAAAACCAAUUCCUCCAAAGUCACCAUUUUAUUCCAAAACGCCGUAAGGAAUAUAUAGAAAUAUAUCGGCGGCUUUCAUUUGUUUUUAGACUGAUUGGAUAGGCAUAAAUAUAACCCUUUUGAAGUAUUAGAUGACGAUGAAGAAAACGUCGGAAGAGUUGUGUACUCAAUAUUUAAAUCAAUGGAAAUAAAAGAAGAUGGCUCAGAAAAGAGUUCUUAUUAA
Molecule: messenger RNA, 1661 nt
Organism: Blepharisma stoltei
Lineage: Eukaryota; Ciliophora; Heterotrichea; Heterotrichida; Blepharismidae
Source: the annotation of a GenBank genome assembly